Molecule: messenger RNA, 2979 nt
Organism: Acytostelium subglobosum LB1
Lineage: Eukaryota; Evosea; Eumycetozoa; Acytosteliales; Acytosteliaceae
Exons: 4
Coding region: 1-2979 (992 amino acids)
Source: RefSeq, a predicted model, not a curated record
AUGAGUAGUAGUAGUAGUAGUAGUAGUAGUCGUAAAUCUGAUGAAGCAGCUUUGACUUCAUCAUCAUCAACAACUACUUUUUCAACUACUACUUCAACAACAACGACUAAUGUCAAACCAACGACUAACUUAAGCUUCUGGAGUAGAUCUACACCGGUACCAACUCAGAAGUGGCAGUUUAAGAAGUCAUCAUCAGCAUCAUCGACAACACCAUUAUUAUCAACCUCACCCAUUUCCUCAACAACAAAGAAGGACUAUACAUCGACCACAUCAUCUCUGUUUCAACGUCUUCAAAGUUUACAACGACCAAAGGAUAACGUCAACAACAACAACACAAAUGGCACAGUUACUACAUCAUCAAAAUCACAGGUACAACCUCCCGCCGCAGUAACCAUAUCACAGUCUCCUCCACCACCACCGCGAGUCCAACCUCAACCUCAAGCGAAGGAGAAGGAGAAAGUGAAAGAGAAAGAACAAGAACAGGAGGAACAACUUACACAACCCGAUAGUUAUGGCAUCGAGCCAAAGAGAUCAUUGGAGUUGAUGGACGACCUGGGCUAUCCUGAUACUGAUGAAGAGGAUGAUGCAGCAUCAAGGCCAAAGCCACCAACAAGGAAGGCCAAGUCUGAUGUCACUGCAUCAGUAGUAUUGGGAAAGCAAACAAAGACACAGCAGCGUUCAAAAUCAACAACAAAAUCAAGAUCAUCGUCAUCCAGCUCACUGGCUUCAUCAUCAUCAUCAUCAUUAUCAUCAUCCACUGGCAUCACAUCACGUACAACACCCAAGAGAUCAUCAUCAAAGGACUCAUUGGACUCUUCACGGAGUGACUCAUCGUAUGAAAUCAAGAAGAGACCAAAGCGAGCAUCGUCAUCAUCAUCGGCAAAGAAGCCUAAAAAGAAAAACAGCAGUGAUGAGGACAACAGCGAACAAGACGACAACGACGAAGAGGAUCAAUACGAAUCUUUGGCAGCACGUGCACUCAAGAGCAACAAGAAGAUGAGGAAUGAUAAUGGCGUGAGCAUAUCUUUGAACCAUGUCUCACCCACUCAAUCAUCAUCUUUGGUGCAGCCAGAGCAUCAACAGCUCAGUGAGGACUGCAGUACAGUUAUUCAUACACUGCAGUCAUCUGCGGAUGCACAGACCAUUCACGACAGUUUGUCACAGCUCUGCAGGAUGCUCUGCACCAAUGCCACACAAAUAUCACUGGUUCUGCGAUCCACCAAUCUUUUCCCCAUACUCAGCAGCAGUAUGCUACGUCUGUGCAAUCAGAGUGCACUUGUGGCUGGGGCCACGACGACGACCACCACCGCGACCACAUCACCAUCAUUCUCCAGUCCAUCACAUUCAUUAUCCAAACGCCACUCGAUCGAGGGUGGUGAAGACCUGAUGAAUCAGUUCCUCUCAGUGUCCUCCUCAUCCUCUCAACCAAUCACUAGCGUGUCAGCUGACAUCGACCUCACCAAGUCUCCCGUCUCCAAGGGCAAGAAUAAGAAGGGGAAGCGAUCAUCAGUUGAGUGUUUGAUCACGGCAGCAACAACGACAUCACCAACCACCACAUCUCCAACAAAGAUAGACUCACUGGAUUAUCGAGGAAUCAUACUGGCGACAUGCUUCAUCUACUACACUUUGUCAUCGCAGGCGGCCAACACUGAUCACUUCACUCCGGAUGUACUUGCAUUACUCCUAAAGCACGCCACUAUCAUACCAGAGAACUAUGAGCUCGAGUACUUCACCACGCCAACCAAGUUGCCCCGGUCACCCAAGACACCUGGUGGCAGGAGGCGGUCGGCACUGGUAUCAUCCAUUAGCAAUCUGUUCCAGACCAGUGGCGCCACAGACACUGUGCGCAUGUCCGCCACACCAUCAUCACUCUCAAUCAACAGUCUGGCGCAGUUGGUCUCACAUAAACAGUUUAGCUCGACACUCAAGGAUAGGUUCCGUGAGCAUGGAUUACUGGAUGGCCUGAUUGGACUGCUGGCCAAGUUCACUCUAUACCUUAAUCCAUUAGUGGAGACAUCAUCCAUCUCACCCAAGCUCAUUGGAAGUGUGGAGAAGGUGUGUAAGAUUGUUGAAGAGUGUGUAUCCGAGAAUACAUCCAAUCGCCAACACGUCGGACUUGUCAUAUCCUCAGUCGAAGUCUUCAUCACACUCAUCUCGUACUUGCAGACCGUAAUGUCCAAGUACAAAGAGCGACUCUCCGGUAUUGAUAUUAGGGUGGGUGGCACUGAGGCCAUCAUAUCAUUGUUGAACAUAUUAUUGAAUUGCUCUCAUGCCAACAAGACUACAUCGGCCAUGAUUGGUGCACUAUCUCGACCGUUCAAGUACGUGUCGGCCAGUGCAACCCAGGCAGAGGCAGAGGCAGAGGCAGAGGACAAGGGCGAAGUGGUGGUCAACAAGUUCUGCGAGUACAUCGAUGGAGUACUGGCCAACAACAUUGUUAAACCAUUGACACCAAAGAAGCAGGCAUUCAUGGACACGAUCAAUAGUACACACUUUGGCAUACAGACCAUACUCAAUCUGCUACGUAUCGAAGUGCCGGAGAAGUAUGACAUUGCACAGUUGGCCGUUACACUUUUAGUCAAUCUUGUUGAGCAGAAUCCAGAGAAUCGUGAACGAUUCCGUUCAAACGUCGGUGCCAUCCAGUCCAUCUUAAGCGUGUACCAAUGGCGUACGUCCGAACGCGUACUCACUCGCUUCACAUCCAAGAUUCAAGAGAGAGUGGCAUCAUCAUAUCUUGUUAUAUUGAUUGGAUUCCUGAUUAAGGAUAAUGAGACUAAUAGAGAAUUAGUUUCAAAUAUACUGCCAAAUGAUCAACCUCUGCUACCAAUGGUCACAUUGUUGAUGGAUUUCAUCGAGUUCCAAGGUAGUUCAGUGGUAUCCAUCGACAACAAAGCCAUGCAAGAGAAGUACAAUAAGUUCAAAUCAACCUUUGAACUAAAGUAUGGCUAUGGAGCACAUGAUCAUGAUGAUGAAGUCUAA